GUUGGGCUCGUCACAGGGCACAUGAUACCAUCGGGGGUCAUGUGACCGCGCUGCUGCGAUGGCUGGCUACAGGGAGAUGUACGGGGAGCCGAGUGAUAUCACAUUGCAGCAGGAGAGACAUUAUUACCUGCUGUCCCAGCUGCAGAACCUGGUGAAGGAUCUUUCUAGCUCCUGUCAGCAACGCCUGUCUUACACCAUUCUUAGUGAUCUGGCCUUGGCACUGAUUGAUGGCACGAUAUUUGAAAUUGUCCAAGGACUGUUGGAGAUUCAGCACCUAACAGAGAAAAAUCUCUACAACCAGCGGAUAAAGCUACAUGCAGAACACAGAGCUUUGAAGCAGGAUCUCCUUAAGAAGCAUAAAGAAGCUCUACAGUCAUGUAAAGCACACAAUUUACCAAUUCUUAGAAAUACGCAGCAGAGGGAGCUAGAG
Molecule: messenger RNA, 430 nt
Organism: Nanorana parkeri
Lineage: Eukaryota; Metazoa; Chordata; Amphibia; Anura; Dicroglossidae
Product: protein DGCR6-like
Exons: 3
Source: RefSeq, a predicted model, not a curated record